Molecule: messenger RNA, 1512 nt
Organism: Necator americanus (New World hookworm)
Lineage: Eukaryota; Metazoa; Nematoda; Chromadorea; Rhabditida; Ancylostomatidae
Exons: 12
Coding region: 1-1512 (503 amino acids)
Biological process (GO): positive regulation of translational initiation; 3'-UTR-mediated mRNA stabilization
Cellular component (GO): cytoplasm
Molecular function (GO): translation activator activity; mRNA 3'-UTR binding
Source: RefSeq, a predicted model, not a curated record
AUGAUCCCAUCGUUUACUUCUUCGCCCGUUUAUGAUAUGUCAACUGGAAUCUACUACACGGCUGGUGCUACUGCGGUAAUCCCGACUCCCGCCUACGAACUGAUACCUCAUAGAGUUUUCGUCGGCGGUUUUCCGGCUAGUACAACUGAGCUGGAGCUAAGAGAGCAUUUUGAACAAUUUUUCACCAUAAAAGAAGUGAAAGUGAUUAGAAGCGCGGACGGCGUCUCGAAGGGCUAUGGUUUCAUCACGUUUGAUACUGACGACGAAGCGGACACAGUUCGCGGCAUGUCUCCGGAUAAACUGGAGUUCAAAGGUCGUAAACUGAAUCUUGGACCAGCGCUUCGAAGAAUGUCGCAGCGCUAUUCUACUGACUAUGCGAUUGCAACACCAACUGGACUGGUACAGUCACCCACAUAUGGUUACACCUAUUCUUUUCCACCGCAGCCACCAUUUGUUAUGGUUAAUGCACCACAGGCUUAUGUCUACGCUCCUGGCUCACCUGUACCCCAAGCAAUGAUCUAUCCGGUCGCAGCACCAGCUAAUCCUCAACUUACUGUGGAGCAGCCAGCUGCAAAUGCCGCAACUAACGGAGCAGCUAACACUCCAGAUGGAUCUCCAACUCGAGCAACCGUACAGAACGGUGAGGUAGUCGUACCAGCGGCCGCGAAGAUACCAGCGACACCACCGGCUACUGCUGCUAGUUCCUCAUUGUCUGUGGUCGCAGCGCCUGCUCCUCCUCAGCAGCCGCAGGCUUGCAUUCAGUACCCGGUGUAUGUGCAGCCGCAGGCUCCUCCCACCCCGAUAACUCCAUCGGUGAUGGCACACCCCCGUGGAUCGCCCUCAAAUGUGUAUAAUUCACCUCAGAUCACCUCAGUACCAUCUGCACAAUACUUCUCCAACGGGGAAGGCCACGGGAUGCAGUACCAACAGACAUUUUAUUACAACAACACACCGAUGGCAGCAGCAGGCGAUGCGGCAAAUAUGCAGAUGAUGUACAGUAAUGGAGCGCCUGCGGCACCCAUUUAUGGAGGUGCCGAUUACACUCCCCAACCAGCGCAGCAGCCACAUGAUUCGCCACCGAUAGCUCAAGGCCUGUUCACGCCAUCACCGCAUCAUCAUGGAGGCAAUCCACAGGAAAGCACAAGCGAUGGCUGGAGCAAUGCUCUCAAGAAGGAACUCGACGAAGCGCUUCCUAAUAAGAAGGAUCUCUCCAGAAAGACGAUUGUGUUCUGCGACGAUGCAGUCAACGUAAAGGAUGUUGGGAGUGGUGAUUGCAAAUUCGAGAGUCAAGCUGGCAUGAACCAUCGACUCGGACCACCAGGAAGAAAUGUACAGAAGAGACCACCGAGAAGGCAGCGAUCGGGUGGCCGCUUCAUACGAGCAACUCCGCGCGCUGUGAUGUCGCUGAAUGGACAAUUCCAAUCAAUGCGUGUUUCUAACGAGCACCCAAAAAAUUCAUCGAAUGAGGCUAUGCGCACGUCUGCGACACCGCCUGAGUCGCCGCAGUUUUAG